UCAUUAUACAAUUAUAAAGUACAAAGCGUGCUCGAGUUUGUUGUUGCAAUAAAUUAUUAAAUUUAAUAUAAAUUGGGACUUCGUAAAGUGACGAAUCAGUGGAAUCGAUCAAGAUGUCUCGUGAACUAAUCGUAUUAUAUAUCGUAUUGUUAGUUGCUGUCUCAGUUCACGGUAGACCUAAGAGCUACGUCUACAAAAAUGCAACUAUGCCAGAAAAUUGCCAGAGGAAUUAUUGCUUCGACAAGAGUGAUGAAUAUCCUUCUGCAGAUGUAAUAAAUAGCAUAGUGAACGAUUUCAACAUCACUGUACAUAGUGCAUACUUUAAACAACGCAUAGGCUUUUGUAGCAGUGAAAAUUCUGAUUGCGAAUUAGAUUCACACAACGAACCCAUAUAUGAAAUAAUAGACGAGGCCGGAAAUAUUCGAUAUGUUGUACAAGCAGAGAAAUUGAAACAACUCAUCAAUAUUAUUGAAUGCAUACGCCCUGGUCGUCUGACAAGUGAUGACGAUGCACUCCACUUCAGCGCAACCGACCUGAGUAAAUUGUCCUGUGAAGAAACGUACAUAGAAUACGAAUUCUUGGUAUUCACACAAAAUGGCGGAAUCGAAAAUGCUAAAGUCAAAGAUGGCUUACCAGUGUGUUGUUCUUGUAGAUAUAUAGGAAACAAUAGUUAAUUAUAUAAAUAUCUGUUAGAUAUGUUAUUGUAAAAAUAAUAGGGAAAUAAAUGAAUACUCCAAAGUAAAAUAUAGAGUGUUUGUAUAAUGCCAAAGACAAUAUGGUUUUAUGUUACUAGAAAACCUACUCGAAAUCAAAAAAAUAGGUUAGGUUAGGUUAGAUUUGAUGAAAGGCCAAAAAAUAUGUUUUUUUUUUUAUAAAUUUCUUACAUUUUUACUUUUUUGCUAAAUAAUGAUAUCGUUUUUGUCAUGUUUAAUUCUGUAAUAAUUAUUUGACAUACAAUUUAAUUAUUUUUAUUGAUAUUUUUACAUUUUAUUAUUAUUAUUGACAUUGUUUUUAUUGUUAUAAGUUAUUAUUACUUUAAUUUUAUAUUGUACAUGCCGAUAUGGUAGAAUGUGGAAUAAUGGACAUGUAAAUAAUAUUUUCAUCUAAUAUAUGUACCCAUAUUCGUGCAAUAAAUGAUUUGAAUUUGAAAAUUUGUAAAAUUGACUAUACUUGUGAAACAUUGUGUCUUGAUAAUCCCUUUAUGGACUCUCGCGAUACAAGUUCGCCUAGUGCGGGGUCCAAUGUACUUCUAUCGUAUAUUCCUUAUGUUUAAUAAAUAAAUAAAAUUUUUAACUCAUGUUGGAAAACCGUAAGAUUUACUGGUAAAAUUUAUUUAUUUAUUUAACACUUUAUUGCACCAAUAUUAUUGGUAAGUCCAAUUUGCAGAAUUUUCAAUAAACAUAAUAUAGUAUAUAAAACCAAAGACUUACCAAUGUACGAGCUUUUACAGUGACAUAUAUACUGCAUUAUUAUUACACAAUAAUUAAUUUAAUUUAAAUUAAUUUAAUUAAGUUACUUAUUAAUGCCUCAUAAUAUAAAUGCACCCAAUAUGAUGGGCAAUGUGCAACUCAAUAUAAUUUAAAUGUAAUUAUAUUUUAAAUUGUUUCUAUUUAUUUUAUUUAAAAAAUCAAUCGUUGCACAUUACAUCUAGUAAUAAUUAUAUUUAGUAUAAAUAUGUAUGUAUGUAUGUAUAUAUGUGUAUGUGUGUGAUGUGUAUACAUAUAUGUACAUUGUUAAUAGAUAAUAAUGUACAUUUCAUGUAAUAACAAUUGUAAACUCUUUGUAUUUUGUCUCUUAAAAUAUUUUGUAUUUAAUUUAUUAAAAAUUAUAUAAAUAAUGAUUAUAUAGGUAUAACAGAGUGCAACAAUAUACACCUAAAGACUUUUAGAUGAAUAAUACAUAAGCCACUGUACAUUUGAUACGUCCUAAUUCGCGCAAGCUUCUCACAACUUUUAAACAUAACUAGUAAUACCUAAGCUCUAUAUUAUAAUAAAUAUUAUUGCAUAUCAA
This is a messenger RNA of Galleria mellonella (greater wax moth), 2010 nucleotides long. RefSeq lists its product as uncharacterized. The record is from RefSeq and is a predicted model, not a curated record. The transcript has 6 exons. NCBI's taxonomy places the organism in Eukaryota, Metazoa, Arthropoda, Insecta, Lepidoptera, Pyralidae. Bases 114 to 674 code for a protein of 186 amino acids.